Messenger RNA from Harmonia axyridis, 1217 nucleotides. RefSeq names its product 52 kDa repressor of the inhibitor of the protein kinase-like. The record is from RefSeq and is a predicted model, not a curated record. Lineage: Eukaryota; Metazoa; Arthropoda; Insecta; Coleoptera; Coccinellidae. Bases 95 to 937 code for a protein of 280 amino acids. The transcript is spliced from 2 exons. Gene Ontology annotation, molecular function: protein dimerization activity.
AAUUCUAGAGGUAUUUGAGCUCAAUUUGACAUCAGAAGUGCGAGUUGAAUUGAAUGGUAUUUUAUCAUAUUUGGGAUCAUUUGAAUGUCUCUUAAUGGCUUCAACGUGGCUGAAAGUACUUACAGCUAUCAACUAUAGAAGUGUUAUUCUUCAAACGGAAUCCAUAACUUUGGACAUUGGAACCGAAAAUUUGAAGUCUUUGCUGGAAGAUCUUAAUAUUAUAAGAAAUAGUUGGUCGAAAAUAUUGAAUGAAUGUAGAGAAGUAGCAAAAAAUUUAGAAAUGUCAACCGAAAUGCCUACGUCCGAGAAGAGGAAACGCAAAAGAAAGCAAUUUUUUGACGAAACGAAUUCAGAACAGGAUUUUUCAUCAGAACUUAGUGGGGAGGAUUACUUCAGAAUAAAUGUAUUUUAUUCAAUUCUAGAUGCUGUUAUUUUGAAUAUUUCUACAAGAUUCCAAGCAAUUAAAAAUAUUGUGCAUAUGUUCAGUGUCUUAUGGAAAUUUUCACACUUAGAAGAUGCAGACAUUGAAGAGAGGGCCACUAAUCUCCAAAUUCAGUACCACUUAGAUACUGAUUGUAAAUUAACAGAAGAGAUCAAGCACCUCAAGGUUAUCUUUUCUGCUACUUUUCAAAUGAAUGAUCUUACCCCACUAAAUCUUCUGAAUGAAAUUCACAAAUUAAAAUUGGAUACCUUGUUUCCAAAUAUUGUGAUAUCCUUAAGAAUAUUUUGCACUUUGCCUGUGACUGUAGCCCAAGCUGAAAGGUCUUUCAGCCACCUUUCAAAAAUUAAAAAUGUUCUUAGAUCUACCAUGACUCAGGGACGAUUGAGUGCUCUAGGCUUAUUAUCGAUCGAGUCAAGAGUAGCUAGAAGAUGCGAUUUUUCUAAAAUUAUAGCAAAUUUUGCUACUGCAAAAUGCCGAAAGGCUCACAUAAAAUGAUUCGUGUUUUUUGUAGCGGUCUUCGAAGUAAUUUUUACCUAAUUUUUUCAGUAUUUAGUGCAGCUGUGUUUCUCAACUCUUUAUAGUAUAUACUUAGUAAGCCAAUUCAUGUUUCUGGAAGGUUCUAAUUCCAAUAAUUUUACUUGCAUAAAGCAGUAUAAAGUCCAUAAGGCAUAUAUCCUAAUCUUAUUAUACCGAUUAUACGGUUAAGUAACACCAUCGGGGGGCCCGUAUUUUUGGUUUGUACCGGGGCCCGCCGAAGCUCUCGACGGCCCUGGUG